AUGGAGCAGCCGCAGCAGCAGCAGCAGCACCUUCUACAUUUUUCCCAUUCAAACCAUCCCUUGCUCUUCGAACAAGACAACAAAUUUGGACUUACUUGUUGUGGGUGCCAAGAAUCAGUUUAUGGCCCUACCUACUCUUGUCGAGAAUGCAGUGUGUUGUUUUGGCGGGAAUUCGUUCAUCAUAAAUCAUGUGCAGAAUUGCCACUUGGGUUGCACCAUCCCUUGCACCCAAUCCAUCCUCUCAUUCUCUUUGAUGAAAAGACACAUUAUCCUGAACAAGAAGAAGAAGACAAACAAAAGACCAAAUGCCAAGUCUGCAAUGAAUCUCGCCGACAAUACACUUAUCGCUGUUACCGCUGCGACUUCAACCUUCACGCCACAUGUGCUUCCUUACCGCCCACCAUCAAAUCUUCUCAAGUCCACCACCACCCAUUAACCCCCUUUUGGAAGUGGAUGUCGUUCACUUGUGACCUUUGUGCCAAAAAAGUCAAAGGUAUACCUAAUCAGUGUGCCCUGUGUAGUUAUUGCGUUCAUAAUACUUGUGCUUCUUUGCCGCGCACACUCAAAGUUGAAUAUCACAGGCACCCCCUCCACCUCACCCAUUCUUCUCUUGAAGUUGAACUCCAUCAAUCCGACUUCCGAUUUUGUCAGCGCUGUGCUCAAAAAGUGAACACAAACUCUGGGUUUUACUAUUGCUCCAAAUGCAAUUUCGUUGUCCAUCUCGAUUGUGCUGUGGACUACAGAUAUAGGGAGAACAUAAAUUUGCUGAAAUUUAAAGAGGAGGAGAAUGAAGAUCCAGAGAUUGUUGACUUGGAAGCUUACAAAGUCAAAAAUAUGAAAGUGGGGGAGGACGGAUCUAAAAUAGCCUCAGAAAUCCAACACUUCAGUCAUGAGCAUGAGUUAAAGCUUUCGGAUGAUGAGGUACUAAAUAUUGAAAAAUGCGACGGGUGCGUACAAGCUAUUUUCCCUCCCUUUUAUAGUUGUGUAAAUUGUAGCUUCUUUCUACAUGAAUCUUGUGCUAAAUUACCAAAGAAAAAGGAACACCCUCUUCAUCAACACGUACUCACCCUUUUCCCCAAGCCACCUUAUACUUGGAAAAAUACAUUUUGGUGUUAUGCCUGUAAAUAUCGUGAUUGCUCUGGCUUCAAUUAUAGUUGUAUACCAUGCGGGUUUAGUCUCAAUGUUCCAUGUAGUUUAAUUUUAGACAUCCUUACCCACCCUGGUCAUAAGCAUCAACUUCUUCUCUCUAGCAUAGAAUCUAAACAUAAUUGUAGUUGUUGUGAUUCUAAAAUUUCCCCAAUAUUCCGUUGUACCACUUGCGAAUUUGCUUUGGACUUCAAUUGUGCUACACUACCACAAACCGCAAGGUACAAACAACACGAGCAUCCCUUCACUCUCUGUUAUACUGCUGAAGAUGACUCCGGUGAAUAUUAUUGUGAUAUUUGUGAAGAAGAGCGCAACCCUAAGCAUUGGUUCUACUAUUGUGCAUAUUGCGAGUAUCCUGUACAUCCCAAAUGUAUUCUUGGGGAAAAUCCAAUUCUCAAGUGGAGGUAUGAAAUUGUCACCGAGAAUGAUGUCACUAUACAAAUUGGCAGUGUUAUUAUGAUUGAACAUGCAGUUAAAGUGGACCCACAGGAGCAUUGGAGAUGCGGAGAGUCUUUUAGUGUCCAGUGGGGUUCAUUAAAUAUACUGGGUGGAAAUUUAGAGAAGCUAUGCUUUCAACGUCUUAUUCUCAGUUAUUCCAAUGUGGUGGAGGGAAUGUAUCUUGCUUACCGGGUGCUUGAAGAAAUGGCUGUCAUCUUUGGCACAGCUUUGGCCGCACUUAAGAUUAUGGUCAACGUAGAAGAUGCCAUAUGUGGCAGAAUAGGUUAUGCUGCACCUGAGAAUGUGGUUACAGGCUAUUUAACUGAAACGGCUGAUGUGUGUAGUUUUGGUUUGUUUCUAUUUGAGCUUUUGGCUGGAAGGAGGUUUGGCAUUUCUUGCUGUAAUGAUGAAGCCCUUCAACCAGAUUGA
This is a messenger RNA of Quercus lobata, 2013 nucleotides long. RefSeq lists its product as uncharacterized. The transcript has 6 exons. The record is from RefSeq and is a predicted model, not a curated record. Bases 1 to 2013 code for a protein of 670 amino acids. NCBI's taxonomy places the organism in Eukaryota, Viridiplantae, Streptophyta, Magnoliopsida, Fagales, Fagaceae.